Bacidia gigantensis is the source of this 1230-nucleotide messenger RNA. RefSeq lists its product as uncharacterized. Bases 1 to 1230 code for a protein of 409 amino acids. The record is from RefSeq and is a predicted model, not a curated record. Gene Ontology annotation, molecular function: protein binding. The transcript is spliced from 5 exons. NCBI's taxonomy places the organism in Eukaryota, Fungi, Ascomycota, Lecanoromycetes, Lecanorales, Ramalinaceae.
AUGGCCGCACAGAAUUUACCACCUGCCCAACCAGCCUUCAUUCUCAGAGGCCAUACUGCUCAGAUACACGCUCUCCAUUUCACACCGGGCAAUGACAGGCUGCUUACGGCCGACGCCGAUGGCUGGCUGGUUUCCUGGAAUCUUGCGUUCAAACGGCCUGCUGCGGUAUGGAAGGCUCAUUCAAACGCCAUCCUAGCUGUCGGGUCUUGGGGUCCAGAGAUAAUCAUAACACAUGGUCGGGACAACCAGCUACUGGUUUGGCGACUGAGCGAGCAGGACGAGGCCCACAUGGACAAGACAUUGCCGGUGGAGGCCGAUGCCUUCAACUCUCAGCAACCUUGGCUGCUGCAUGCGAUGCCAGUCAACGCGCUGAAUUUUUGCCCCUUUGCAAUGUGUUAUGAUGGCAUGCCCCACGCUAUCUCAGCGCGUAACGCUGUCACCGACACUACAGUCAUCUGCCCAAUUUUGUUCGCAGUGCCAAAUGCUAUCGAUUCUGGAGGAAUCGACAUAUUCGAGCUUCCCUCACGGAAGAGAGCCGCUACGGUCAACUCUGAUCGUUCAAUCACCACAGGUAUGGUGAUGGCACUCGGAAUCAUGGCAGACACCACGAAGAUACAACUUGCAGCUGGCUUCGAAAGUGGCCACACUAUGGUGUUUGUGCAAACUGAUCCUGCUGCUCCUUUCGAAAGGCUGUAUUGUGCGAAACCUCACUCUCAACCAGUACUCUCCAUGGUCAUAUCUCCAUGCAAAGACCACUAUAUAACCUCAUCCGCUGACGCUAACAUCGUCAAACAUCCCUUUCCCUCCGCCAAGAGCAUUUUCAAAACCGAGUUCAAACCAAUCCGAGUUUCUGCCACUAGGCAUUCUGGCCAGCAGGGCUUAUCCUAUCGGUCGGACGGCAAACUUUUCGCCACGGCGGGCUGGGAUUCAGCAGUCCGUGUGUAUUCCGCCAAGACGAUGAAGGAACUGGCCGUGCUCAAAUGGCAUAAGGAGGGCUGCUACGCCACUGCAUUUGCUACCGUCAAAUCUUUAACAGACCGAAGUUAUGACUCUAAUUCAUGCUCAACCGUUGCUCACGAAGAUCCCGAGAGCAAGAGCUCACUGGGGAUAGCGUUUCGUGUCUCACAAAACCUGAGCAUUCAGGAGAAACGGAACAGGGUAGCUCAAUCAACGCACUGGGUCGCGGUCGGGUCGAAAGAUGGCAAGAUUUCUCUUUGGGAUAUAUACUGA